This is a messenger RNA of Cynoglossus semilaevis (tongue sole), 1733 nucleotides long. It is a transcript of the gene hspb6, whose product is annotated as heat shock protein, alpha-crystallin-related, b6. Gene Ontology annotation, biological process: negative regulation of apoptotic process; response to heat; protein refolding. The coding region runs from base 920 to 1342 and encodes 140 amino acids. Lineage: Eukaryota; Metazoa; Chordata; Actinopteri; Pleuronectiformes; Cynoglossidae. Gene Ontology annotation, cellular component: nucleus; cytoplasm. The transcript has 4 exons. The record is from RefSeq and is a predicted model, not a curated record.
CUAAACUUCAACUCAGACACUCUCAACUGAUGUCCUUUAAACUAUACAUACUUAUAUGUAAAUGGAUGUUUAACAGUCAGACCAUAACAUCUCAUAAGAUAAAAUAUAGUGCUAACAUAUUGCUAUUUCAGAUCAAUAUCUGGAUCAUCACCAAUCUGUGAUUUACAGCAUAUUUUGACUUUGGGUCUACACCAGGAGAUAAAUGUAUUUAUGACAGUCUUGUGUAGACCUACACAUGGAUUUAUUUUAGGCCCUGGUGUUGUCACUCAGAUACUGGAGUCAGGGUUUGCGUUUGCAAUUUGUGUUUGACAACUUUUCAACCAUGGCGAAAGUGAGUGAUGUGAGAAUGUGGUUGAUCGGUGGCACACGUGCUCCGGCAUGUGUGGCGUGUCCCUGCUGUCACUGUCUGUCUGACCUUCAGCUCAGGAGGGUCAACAACGCCAUCUUUUGAACUUAUUUUAGGAAUGACAUUCCUUAACGAGCGAACAUAAGGUGCGUGGUCUGGUAAGUGACAGAGCAGCAGCGACAACAACAUUGGAGUCAUCAGAAUAAAUGGCCACAUUAGUUAUAAUGGAUGAAAAACACAUUAAGUCCACAACAGCUGCAUCAAUGAGCAAAUAAUACACUCUUAGCCCACAUGACACCCAAGGGUAAACGUGUGGCUGCCAGCUGCUGAAGAGCAACACAGAAACAAGGUGCCUCACCAUGGAUUCCAAAGUCAUUAUGUAACUCUGGUAUAAAAUACAGCAGCAGUCAACCGCGUUCAACAAACAGAGGAAGAGGAGUCUCCAGUUCUUCAGUCAGUCAGUCAGCAGCAGCUCACAUCACUCAGGACUAAACGAGCUUCAAGUCAGGGAGCGUCUGUCUGUACCUUUCCUCUCUUACACUUAUUUGGAUCAGGGGGAUAAAAAAAGAAGAAAUGGACUUCAUUCUGCCUCCUACUUUACCGGCUGAUGGGAUCCCAUGGGAGAAGGUUUUACCACCUCUCAUUCCCCGGCUGAGUGGGACUCACGGACAGUAUAACUGGUCUCCCAAGUUGCUGAUGCCAGAGGCUGAUAACACCAGUGCUGCAGAAGUGAAGUGUGACGACACUGGGUUCGUAGUUCAAGUGGAUGUAAAACACUUUAACCCAGAGGACCUGGUGGUCAAAGUAGUCGGGGAUUUUGUAGAAGUUCAAGGAAAGCAUGAAGAAAGAAAGAGUGAUGGAGCAGGAGUUUCCACCAGGCAGUUUAACCGUCGAUAUCGAAUCCCAAAAGGAGUAAACAGCCUGGCUUUGGAGUCAGCCGUCUCUCCAGAAAGCAUCCUGAUCAUAUCUGCACCGUUGCUGCGUAGUGACAACUGAAGGUCCCUCAUCUGAUCACAUGUACUCAAAUCAACCACAUCACAAGAUGCAGCCAAUGCAAUGGAAACGUUAAUAACCACACAGAGUCAGAAAUAACUUCAGGCUCCUCCAGUCACACAGCAACAGUCAGCUUCUGCCAAAACACACAUUUGUCCUCUUCCUGGCACUGUCCUGAUAUUCCCUGCUCCCUGAGGUUUGUAUAUACUCCCCUGCUUUCCCUCUUCAACCUUCCAGAAUAUUCCAGGGAGACAGGCUUUGUAAAUAUUAUGUUCAAAUAUCAAACUGCUGCUUGUUUUUCCUGAAACCUUUGUAAAAAGCACUGUAUUGUAACUGUGAUAAAUGAUGUGAAAAUGUAUAUCUUCAAAGUCUUUAUUGUUAAAAUCCCUAGAAA